Homalodisca vitripennis (glassy-winged sharpshooter) is the source of this 850-nucleotide messenger RNA. RefSeq names its product SUMO-conjugating enzyme UBC9-B (gene lwr). The record is from RefSeq and is a predicted model, not a curated record. The coding region runs from base 16 to 507 and encodes 163 amino acids. Gene Ontology annotation, biological process: protein sumoylation. The transcript has 5 exons. Gene Ontology annotation, molecular function: SUMO conjugating enzyme activity. Lineage: Eukaryota; Metazoa; Arthropoda; Insecta; Hemiptera; Cicadellidae. Gene Ontology annotation, cellular component: nucleus.
CACCUUCCGAACAGAAUGUCAGGUAUUGCCAUAGCUCGUUUGGCCGAGGAAAGAAAAGGAUGGAGAAAAGACCACCCAUUUGGAUUUGUGGCACGGCCAGCAAAAAAUGCAGAUGGUUCACUUAAUUUGAUGAACUGGGAAUGUGCCAAUUCCUGGCAAAAAGGGGGUGAGUAUACACCACCUGGGAAUGGUGGAUCAUAUAAAUUGAGGAUGAUCUUUAAGGAUGAUUACCCCUCAAGUCCACCAAAAUGUAAAUUUGAACCACCUCUCUUUCAUCCUAACGUGUAUCCUUCAGGAACUGUUUGUUUAUCGUUGCUGGACGAAGAAAAGGAUUGGCGUCCUGCGAUAACCAUCAAACAGAUCCUUCUUGGUAUCCAAGAUUUGCUCAAUGAGCCCAACAUUAAGGACCCUGCCCAGGCCGAAGCUUAUACUAUAUACUGCCAAAACCGUCUGGAGUACGAGAAGAGAGUCAGAGCACAAGCGCGCGCGAUGGCACCUCAAGAAUAGUGACCAUCACUCGGCACUGAACAUUACGAACUGAGUGAAUGAACUCAUUUGUGUUGUGUUGUCAGGGCUAUGUGAAAUAUAUUAAUAAAUUAUUAAUGUCUCUAAAAGAAACUUUGUUUAAAAUUUUAAAAAAGAAAAUAAUUUAUUUGUUGAUUUUUAUCCGAAGGUUAAACCACGUGAAGUCACGAAGUAUACCUCUAGCCUAUUUUUGAAUUUAUAUUGAGUAAUUAAUGUAUGUAUGUAAGUUUUAACUUGGCAACAGACUUAAGGUGAUUUGUUCGAAGUUUUAGCUUAAGUUUUCUAUCGAUACUUCUUCAAUAAAAUGUAUUCCUUUUGUAGUAAA